AUGGACAGCAACGAGCACUCUACGCCCGCAUUGGAGCCGCACCGUGAUCCCCACCACCGGCAGCGCCGCUCGUCCCUUUUACCCAGGAGCGUUAUUGGGCCGCCUGCAGAAGAGGACAGCGGUCAAGAGGCAAGGAGAAGAAGGCAAGGAGAAGAAGGCAAGGAGAAGAAGGCAAGGAGAAGAAGGCAAGGAGAAGAAGGCAAGGAGAAGAAGGCAAGGAGAAGAAGGCAAGGAGAAGAAGGCAAGGAGAAGAAGGCAAGGAGAAGAAGGCAAGGAGAAGAAGGCAAGGAGAAGAAGGCAAGGAGAAGAAGGCAAGGAGAAGAAGGCAAGGAGAAGAAGGCAAGGAGAAGAAGGCAAGGAGAAGAAGGCAAGGAGAAGAAGGCAAGGAGAAGAAGGCAAGGAGAAGAAGGCAAGGAGAAGAAGGCAAGGAGAAGAAGGCAAGGAGAAGAAGGCAAGGAGAAGAAGGCAAGGAGAAGAAGGCAAGGAGAAGAAGGCAAGGAGAAGAAGGCAAGGAGAAGAAGGCAAGGAGAAGAAGGCAAGGAGAAGAAGGCAAGGAGAAGAAGGCAAGGAGAAGAAGGCAAGGAGAAGAAGGCAAGGAGAAGAAGGCAAGGAGAAGAAGGCAAGGAGAAGAAGGCAAGGAGAAGAAGGCAAGGAGAAGAAGGCAAGGAGAAGAAGGCAAGGAGAAGAAGGCAAGGAGAAGAAGGCAAGGAGAAGAAGGCAAGGAGAAGAAGGCAAGGAGAAGAAGGCAAGGAGAAGAAGGCAAGGAGAAGAAGGCAAGGAGAAGAAGGCAAGGAGAAGAAGGCAAGGAGAAGAAGGCAAGGAGAAGAAGGCAAGGAGAAGAAGGCAAGGAGAAGAAGGCAAGGAGAAGAAGGCAAUGAGAAGAAGGCAAUGAGAAGAAGGCAAGGAGAAGAAGGCAAGGAGAAGAAGGCAAGGAGAAGAAGGCAAGGAGAAGAAGGCAAGGAGAAGAAGGCAAGGAGAAGAAGGCAAUGA
Messenger RNA from Schistocerca serialis cubense, 990 nucleotides. RefSeq lists its product as uncharacterized. The transcript has 2 exons. NCBI's taxonomy places the organism in Eukaryota, Metazoa, Arthropoda, Insecta, Orthoptera, Acrididae. The coding region runs from base 1 to 990 and encodes 329 amino acids. The record is from RefSeq and is a predicted model, not a curated record.